AUGAAACACCACGCCGACGCCGCCGCGCACGUGUCGGGGCAGUGCAACAAGCCGCUGUCGCGCCCCGCGCACGCACUCGAGAUGGAGGAGGCGAUCCGGGAGCUGGGGGCGGACGCGGACGACGGGCUCUCCGGCGCGGAGGCGGCCCGGCGCCUAGAUGAGUACGGGCGGAACGACCUGGGCGACGACGCGGGCGGGGUGGCGCCGGGCAAGCUGCUGCUCGCGCAAGUAGCCAACGCGAUGACGCUCGUGCUGCUGCUCGCGCUGGGCGCGUCGCUGGGGAUCAAGUCGUGGACGGAGGGCGGCGUCGUCGCGGCCGUCAUCGCGCUGAACGUCGGCGUCGGGUUCCAGCAGGAGCUCAAGGCCGCGCGGACGAUGAGUGCGCUAAGGGGGCUCAGCGCGCCGACGGCGCAGGCGGUCCGCGCGGGCCGCAACGUGACCGUGCCCACCGCCGAGAUCGUCCCCGGGGACAUGGUCGAGCUCCGGACGGGCGACACCGUCCCCGCGGACGUGCGCAUCGUCGAGGCGGUCAACUUCGAGACCAACGAGGCGCUCCUCACGGGCGAGUCCCUCCCCAUCCGAAAAGAAGCAACACGCACCUUCCCCGACGACACCGGCCCGGGCGACCGGCUGAACGUCGCCUACAGCUCGUCGACGGUCACGAAGGGGCGCGCCCGGGGCAUUGUGUUUGCCACUGGGUUGUAUACCGAGGUCGGGCAGAUCGCCGCGGCGCUGCGGGGCAAUAAUAACCCGACGCGGCGGCCCGUGAAGCGGCGCGAGGACGGCACGGCGCACCCGGGCCGGCACGUGCAGGCGUGGGUGCUCACCGCGCACGACGCGGUGCUGCGCUUCCUGGGCGUCAGCGGCGGCACCCCGCUGCAGCGCAAGCUGGCCCAACUCGCGCUCGUGCUGUUCGCCGCGGCGGUCGUGUGCGCGCUGAUCGUGCUCGGCGCGAACGACUUCGACACGUCGCAGGAGGUCGUGAUCUACGCCGUGGCGACGGGGCUCGCGAUGCUCCCCGCGUCGCUCGUCGUCGUGCUCACGAUCACGAUGGCCGCGGGCGCGAAGCGCAUGGUGCAGCGCCACGUCAUCGUGCGCCAGCUCAAGUCGCUCGAGGCCCUCGGCGGCGUGACGAAUAUCUGCUCCGACAAGACCGGCACGCUCACGCAGGGCAACAUGGUCGUGCGCAAGGCGUGGCUGCCCGGGUUCGGCACCCUGAGUGUCGCGGGCACGGCCGCGCCCUUUGAUCCGACCGUCGGCGACGUCGGCAGGCGGCCCGAGCAGCCGCGCGAGAUCGACUUCCGCGCGGGGGACGCGGAGGGGGAGGUCCUGUCCGCCCUCGAAAACCACGCCCGGGACAGCCCGCUCCUCGGCGACUUUCUGAACAUCGCCGCCCUCGCGAACCUGGCCACCGUGCACCAGACGGGCUCCCCGCUCGAGUGGCACGCGCGCGGCGACCCGACGGAGGUCGCGCUCCAGGUCUUCGCGACCCGCUUCGGCCGGAACCGCCUCGCGCUGCAGGACCGCUGGCGGCAGGUCGCCGAGUUCCCGUUCGACUCGGACGUCAAGAAGAUGUCCGUCGUCUUCGAGGACACGCACAGCCACACGACGCAUCUCUUCACCAAGGGCGCCACGGAGCGCGUCCUGCCCAGCUGCACCGCCAUCCGCGACGAGGCCGGGCACGUGCCCCUCACGGACGCGCACCGCGCCGACAUCCUCGCGAACGUCGAGGCGCUCGCCCGCCUGGGCCUGCGCGUGCUCGCGCUCGCCGGCCGGGCCGACAUCGGGCCCGUCGACGGCCACGCCGCGCCCGACCGGACGGACCUGGAGCGCGGCCUCGUCUUCCACGGGCUCGUCGGGCUGUACGACCCGCCGCGGCCCGAGUCGGCGCCGAGCGUGCGCAAGUUCCACCGCGCGGGCGUCAGCGUGCACAUGCUCACGGGGGACCACCCCGAGACCGCCCGGGCGAUCGCCAUCGAGGUCGGCAUCCUCCCCAGCCGGAUGGGCGAGAUCGCGGCGGACGUGGCGCGGACGAUGGUGAUGACCGCGGCGGAGUUUGACCGGCUGUCCGACGGCGAGCUCGACACGCUACAAGACCUCCCGCUCGUCGUCGCGCGGUGCGCCCCGCACACCAAAGUCCGCAUGAUCGCCGCGCUGCACCGGCGGGGGCGGUUCGUGGCGAUGACGGGCGACGGCGUGAACGACUCGCCGGCCCUAAAGCAGGCCGACGUGGGGAUCGCGAUGGGCCAGGCGGGCGCGGACGUCGCGAAGGAGGCCGCGGACCUCGUGCUCACGGACGACAACUUUGCGUCGAUCCUGAACGCCGUCGAGGAGGGCCGCCGCAUGCUCGACAACAUCCAGAAGUUCGUGUUGCACGUGCUCGCGUGCAACGUCGCGCAGGCGUGCACGCUGCUCGUCGGCCUCGUGUUCAAGGACGGCAGCGGCCGGAGCGUGUUCCCGCUCGCGCCCGUCGAGGUCAUGUGGAUCGUCAUGGUCACGUCCGGCCUCCCCGACAUGGCCCUCGGCUUCGAGGCCGCCGCAGCAGAUAUCAUGGACCGCCCGCCACAAGAUAUGAAAGCGGGCAUCUUCACGUGGGAGCUGCUGCUCGACAUGCUCGUGUACGGCCUCUGGACCGCCGCGCUCUGCCUCGCGGCGUUCCUGCUCGUGCUGUUCCGCUGGGGCGACGGCGACCUCGGGCACAACUGCAACGGCGCGUACUCGCCCGCGUGCGACACCGUCUUCCGCGCGCGCGCGACGUGCUUCGCGUCCCUCACGUGGUUCACGCUCUUCCUCGCGUGGGAGAUGCUCCACAUGCGCCGCUCCUUCUUCCGCAUGCAGCCCCGCGCCGGCCCGGGCUCGGCCCUGACGCAGUGGCUCGCGGAUGUCCGCCGCAACAAACUCCUCCUCUGGGCCGUCCUGCUCGGCUUCGCGACGAUCUUCCCGCUGCUGUACGUCCCGGGGCUCUCCACCCGCGUCUUCCGGCACACGGGCAUCACGUGGGAGUGGGGCGUCGUGUUCGUCGGCGCGGGCCUCUUCUUCGCGGGGUGCGAGGCGUGGAAGUGGGCGAAGCGCGUCUACUUCCGCCGCGCCGCCGCCCGGGCCGGUGGGGGCAGGGGGCAAGACCUCGAGAGCCGCGUGUUCGGCGCGUACUUCGACGGCGACCGGGGUGGCGUGGCCCUUGACAGCAGGAUCGACUCCGAGGCCACGGUGCUGGAGAAGAACUCGAAGCCGCGAAACUUGAAGGUGUGA
Molecule: messenger RNA, 3249 nt
Organism: Mycena indigotica
Lineage: Eukaryota; Fungi; Basidiomycota; Agaricomycetes; Agaricales; Mycenaceae
Product: Calcium-transporting ATPase 3
Exons: 3
Coding region: 1-3249 (1082 amino acids)
Biological process (GO): intracellular calcium ion homeostasis; calcium ion transmembrane transport
Cellular component (GO): plasma membrane
Molecular function (GO): P-type calcium transporter activity; ATP hydrolysis activity; ATP binding
Source: RefSeq, a predicted model, not a curated record